AUGCCAAUCAGCAGCCGAAGCCACCUCGGAGCCCGGCCGUUAGGUGCAGCGUUUUCCGCUGAGGCGCGGGUUGCGGCCGCCCGAGCCGAUCCAUUUGCCGGAGCCGACCGUCGGCCGCCAGCCCAUGAUGCAGCCUCGCCCUCUUGUGACCGGGCCAAUGAAGCCACCACCCGACCGCCAGCCCAUGAUGCAGCCUGGCCCUCACUUCCCCAAAACGUGCCGAUCCUAUCUGGCAUCGCUACCCCACACCACGACAAUUCCGUUCCGACCCCCGUGGUCGAGCUGUGCAAGCCGAAGGGUCAAGUUGCCGGAACGCGAGAAGCUUCGCACAGGGAAUGGCUCAUG
This is a messenger RNA of Mesorhabditis spiculigera, 345 nucleotides long. The record is from the annotation of a GenBank genome assembly. Lineage: Eukaryota; Metazoa; Nematoda; Chromadorea; Rhabditida; Rhabditidae.